AUGGCAUUACAGAAUAUGGGAUUUAAGCAGGCAGUCCCUGAUAAUUCCUUGUUUACUAAGGGAAAGGAAGAUCACUUUGUAGCAUUGCUAGUGUAUGUUGAUGAUAUUGUGAUUGCAAGUAGAAAUUUGAAUGCCAUACAGGAAGUCAAAGAUCAGCUCAGGACAAACUUUCAAAUAAAGGACUUAGGUUCUUUGAAAUAUUUUCUUGGAUUAGAAGUUGCCAGGCACAACAAAGGCAUAGCAGUAUGUCAGAGAAAAUAUGCUAUAGAAUUACUUGAAGAUACAGGUUUCACAGCCUCUAAACCUGUUUACAGUCCUACAGUGCCCUCACACAAGCUAAGCAAAAACAUGGGAAUACCUCUUGAAGAGAACAAUCAGUACAGGAAAAUUGUUAGAAAGCUACUCUACCUAACAAUUACUAGGCCUGAUAUCAGCUUUGCAACACAACAAUUGUCACAGUUUCUUGACAAGCCUACAGACCUACAUCUACAAGCUGCACACAGAGUACUAAGGUACAUUAAAGCAGCACCUGGCCAAGGGCUUUUCUUUCCAUCAUCCUCUAAUUUGCAGUUGAAAGCCUUCUCUGAUUCUGAUUGGGGAGCAUGUGUUGAUAAAAGAAAGUCUGUCACUGGCUUCUGUGUCUUCCUAGGGGAUGCCCUAAUAUCUUGGAAAUCAAAAAAGCAGCCCACAAUCUCUAAGUCAUCAUCAGAGGCAGAAUAUAGAGCACUAGCAGCCACAUCAUGUGAAAUACAAUGGCUAUCAUUCUUAUUAACAGAACUCCAAAUACAACAUUCAAAGGCAGUGGCUAUAUAUUGUGAUAGCAAAUCUGCUAUUGCAAUUGCGGAGAACCCUGUAUUUCAUGAAAGAACCAAACAUAUAGAGCUGGACUGCCAUCUUGGCUUGUUGGAUCUAUACAAUCCAACUUGCGGGGGAUUUCAGGAGAACAAGAUCAGUGCCACGUGUCAUCAUCCUAGCGCUUUGGUAGUUAAAAGCAGUUAUAGGGAGUUACCGGUCAAAAGUCCAUUGACUUCGACCUCUUGUUCUGUACAUACAUAUAGCUUCUUCUUGUUCCUUCUCUGUAAUAACUGA
Messenger RNA from Ipomoea nil (Japanese morning glory), 1089 nucleotides. RefSeq lists its product as uncharacterized. NCBI's taxonomy places the organism in Eukaryota, Viridiplantae, Streptophyta, Magnoliopsida, Solanales, Convolvulaceae. The coding region runs from base 1 to 1089 and encodes 362 amino acids. The record is from RefSeq and is a predicted model, not a curated record. The transcript has a single exon.